Dalotia coriaria is the source of this 2882-nucleotide messenger RNA. It is a transcript of the gene Hira, whose product is annotated as histone cell cycle regulator-like protein. NCBI's taxonomy places the organism in Eukaryota, Metazoa, Arthropoda, Insecta, Coleoptera, Staphylinidae. Gene Ontology annotation, cellular component: nucleus; HIR complex; chromatin. The transcript has 8 exons. The coding region runs from base 121 to 2787 and encodes 888 amino acids. Gene Ontology annotation, biological process: chromatin remodeling; DNA-templated transcription; regulation of DNA-templated transcription. Gene Ontology annotation, molecular function: nucleosome binding; protein binding. The record is from RefSeq and is a predicted model, not a curated record.
UGCAUUCGUGAGAAAGGUCAUGCAACUCGUCAAUGGCGGUUAUCACUUAGCAAACAAUUAAAUAUGAAUCGGAACUUAUUAAUAUCUAGCGCAUUUUACGAACUUUCGUAAACCUAGAAGAUGAUUAUAGUGAAACCGCAAUUUGUCCGCCACGAAGAUGGCAAGCCGAUAUUCUCGGUGGAUAUCCACCCGAAAGGAGGCCGCGUCGCUACCGGCGGUCAGGGUGGUCAAGGCGGGCGCAUUGUCAUCUGGAAUAUGAACCCAAUCCUUAAUGAAGCUGAUGAAAAUGAUGAAAAUGUCCCGAAACAAUUGUGCCAAAUGGAUAACCACUUGGCUUGCGUGAAUGUAGUCCGCUGGAGUUGCCAGGGACAUCUUCUAGCAUCCGGCGGGGAUGAUAAACUCGUAAUGAUCUGGAAGUUAACAGGUGAAGGAAGCUCCACAGUGUUUGGCAGUGGUGGAAAAGUAAAUGUCGAAACCUGGAAGUGUACACAAACAUUAAAUUCACACAAUGGGGAUGUGUUGGACCUUGCCUGGGCGCCGCACGACGGCUGGCUAGCAUCUGCAAGCGUUGACAACACGGUAAUUAUUUGGAACACACAGAAAUUCCCUGAAAAAGUUGCUGUUUUAAAAGGUCACACAGGAAUGGUUAAAGGUGUAACUUGGGAUCCAGUUGGAAAAUACAUCGCGAGUCAAUCGGAUGAUAAAUCUCUAAGAGUAUGGAGAACUGCCGAUUGGCAACAACAGGAAGUAGUGACUGAAUCUUUUGAAGAUUGUUCAGCAACAACGCAUGUGUUACGCCUGUCGUGGUCUCCUGAUGGUCAGUAUUUAGUAUCAGCUCAUGCUAUGAAUGGGGGUGGGCCCACAGCGCAAAUUAUUGAGAGGGAUGGAUGGAAACAAGAUAAGGAUUUUGUUGGUCAUAGGAAAGCUGUGACAUGUGUUCGUUUCAACUCGAAUAUCCUCAAGAAAAUCACCCCUGGCAGCCCGAAAACCCAACAAUACUGCUGUUGUGCGAUGGGUUCACGUGAUCGUUCCGUAAGCGUAUGGCUGACAUCUUUAAAACGCCCAUUAGUAGUCAUAAAAGACCUCUUCGACGAUAGUGUCCUAGACAUCUCAUGGAGCAGCAAUGGUCUGCACGUAAUGGCGUGUUCCUGGGACGGCACAGUCGCUUGUAUUAUGUUCGAUAAGAACAGCAUCGGCAUAACGCUCUCCGAAUCCGAAAAGGAUUCACUCUACGAACGCAUGUACGGUAAAUCUCUGCAGCGUAAUUUGAUGAAUUCCAGCUUUGUGGGCAGCCAAAUCAUUGAGAAUCCGGAAUUACUCAGCGCCAUGGACGAGUUGAAUGAUAAUAAUAAACAGAAAGAAGAAGAUCGCAUCACGAUUGAUAUUCCGAAAGUGGUUCCGCAGAUCCAGUUGGAAUCACCGAAGCCAGGGAAUGUUUUAGCUCCGGUUAAUCAACAAGUUGAGACACGAUUGCCCAGUGGAAAGCGGAGAAUUACUCCGAUGUGUUUGAAACCCGUUCCGUCAACACCAACAAAUAGUUCAUUAGAAGUACCAACCGUGCAGAAUAACACAUCAUUCAGUUCAUCAUCGCCUUCUAAGAGUAAAAUUGUCGUUGUAAAGGACGAUACACAACUGAGUACUAUUUCAUCGCGAGCUACAACACCAGUGCAAGCAAUAGCGGCAUCCUCAGCGGUGCAACAAGUCCAAAGAACACAAUUAGCGAUGGCACGACCACCAGGCGCACAAAUCACACAACUCACUUGUUGUGAAGUGCCCGGCGAUCAACCAAUCAUACAAUUUGUCAAUGUAUUGGAUCCACAGAAGAUGCCACCUGGACAAACUGUCACCAAACUUAACGGCGUUAUGAAAAUACAGAUUACCAAUGCAUGUGUGACAACACCAAAAGGCAAAUUAGCGCGCAUAGAAAUGUUUAAAACCGUCGAUGAUAAAUCCCCGAUGUGGGAGACUUAUCUAGGCUCACAAAUCAAAUGCGUUAGCUCAAGUCGCAAGUACGUUGUGGCAUGCUGCGAAGAUUUCAGUGUGAAUAUCUAUAAAGUCAAUUCAGGCGCGCGGGCAUUACCGCCGUUACUUAUCGAAGACACUGCUGCUGCUGUGUGUCAAAGUGACACUGACAAAUGCCUCGUGUUGACGAAAACUGGAUUAUUGCAUAUGUGGAAGAUUGAUACACAAACAUCACUCCUAAAUCGUGUUUCUCUCAGGAAUCUACUCACAAAUAAAGCUUCUGUGAGUGGUUGUUCAAUUUCCUCCACAAACAUGCCGAUUGUUACACUCUCCGAUGGCCGUGCGUAUACUUACAACCUGGAUUUGCAGACGUGGAUAGCCCUGUCGAAUCCUCUGGACCCGAUCUCACGCAGUGGCGGUAUUCUUGCGCGGUCUGUAGCGCCUACAUUGCCUCUGGCGUCUUUACAGAGACAAAUGCCGGUUGUUGCAUCGAAUGAUAGUUUACCACACAGCGUAAAACUCAGUUUUCUUGAGUGUCAGGUAGCUUCAAGCAUUGUUUUACAGUCGAGUGGAGAGUUUAAGCACUGGCUGCUUGCAACAGUUAAUCAUUUAUUAGAAAAAGGCCCUGAGGUGCGUAUUAGGCACAUUUUAGAUGAUUUAUUAGGGCCUACACAUCAAUCUGGACGUACAACGACUUCGAAUUUUAUUGUGGGUUUAUCGAAAAAGACACUGCUCAAAGAAGUACUAGAUGUAAUCAAAACCAAACUGCCAUGGCAAAGACUGUACAAAGAAUACGCCGAACAAUUUGCGCUAACUUCGUUUUAGGUUAUUAAGUUUUUUAUUUGAUUUUUUACAUUAUCUGUACCAGUGACUUGAUUACACUGUAAACAACUACGAAAAUCUACUCAUAUGAUCAUCAA